AUCUGAUGUUGGUCGCUGUGAGUAGGUGAGACGCUGGCGUGUGUUCGCUGCCGCGGCUGACGCUGGACAAGAUCUCAAAAGAUCUCAACUCUCAGUUACUCUAACUUUAAUGAACUAUAGCAAGAGGAAAUAAGAUAUCACGUCAUUUGUACAGGUUGCACUGUACCAGCAUAGACCCAGUGAUGUUGUCGUCAAUGGUCAAGGAGCAUCAGGCAAGGCAGCAGUCCCGUAAGGAAGAACAGGAGCGGCGACGCAAGGAAGCUGUCCAAGCAAGCAGUAACCUCACACACGCUCUCGUUGAUCAUCUAAAUGUGGGGGUGGCCCAAGCAUAUCUCAAUCAGAAACGACUGGACAGUGAAGCAAGCCAGCUUGAACAAAAUGCUACCAAUUUUCAGAGACAGACAUCCCAGUGGUUGGGUCUUAUUUCAUCUUUUACAGACUCCAUGAAAGAGGUUGGCCACGUUCAAAACUGGGCAACAACAAUUGAGUCAGACAUGCAGACCAUUGCUACUGCUUUAGAAUAUGCUUAUAAAGUUGAACAACAAGGUGGCAUUGGUAGUGGAUCAGCAACUUGAAAUUUAUUGCUGUUGCAAGCAAAUGGCCUCAUAUUAUUUUCAAGCACUUGCAGUGAUAGAGAACAGGAUAAUAUGGAGUGUGAUUUUUUUAAUAUCAGUAUUUCUGAAUUCUAGUUGUCAUUAAAUGUUUUUGAAAGUCUCAAAUUAUAUAUUGUAGUGUAUUCUUGUAAUAAAUUUGUGCAGGGAGUGAUUGUGAUGUUGAUACGUAUGGAAUGGUUUUGAAAUAGAGCUGUAUGUACAAGGUGUAUGUGUUUGUAAUACAUGAUUAUGUAUGGUAUACUUGUGGCAUUGUACAAUGAAUAUGAGGCUUCUGGUGUAUGAGGAUGUGUGAUAUAUGUGCAACAUUGGAAGCACAGUGUCUAAAUAUGACCAUUUUGCAACAGAUGUUUCUUUAAUAUUACCCACACACAUAAGUGUACAUCUAUUACAUACAAGUUAUUUAUAAAUAAAAUGUUAUAUGACAAGUAUAAAGUGUAAAUUUGUUAGGUAUACAAAUUGUAUUAGGCAAUUGUGUAACUAAUUGCAUUAUAAAUUUAAAUAUUUGAGCAUUGCUUUUUGUAAUCACAUUCAUAGUAUAUAUAUCAUCAUAGUCAAUUAAAGAAGCACCAUCAUACUCUAGUAGUUAUCCACAACAACAACUCAUUCUUACAAACUUCUUACACCAUACUUUGUUCCUUACUAUAUCCUCUCCAUUGUUUGCAAUUACUUCUUCACACAUCAUAUCCACACAUAUUCUUAUUGGCAUUCCUCAACUGCUAUUCUUAAAUUCACUUGCAUAAGAUUCCUUAAUCUUCUAUCAUCAACAACAUCUUCAAAACCUUGUGUUUUAUAAACCUUUGCAUUCCACAUUUCCCCACAACAUUUUCAUUCAUUAAUUUAACGUUUCUAAUACCAUACAUGUUACUUAGAUUAUCCAUUUUUGUUCUUUUUGCAAGUCCCAAUGGUAACCAUUGGGUUUAUCACUCAUUAAUUUCUCUGUAAUUUCCUCAUAUUCGUUUAGUCACAUGUUAUUACUCAUCAUAAAUAUUAAUACUGUAUAUUGA
Molecule: messenger RNA, 1618 nt
Organism: Procambarus clarkii (red swamp crayfish)
Lineage: Eukaryota; Metazoa; Arthropoda; Malacostraca; Decapoda; Cambaridae
Gene: Blos1
Product: biogenesis of lysosome-related organelles complex 1 subunit 1
Biological process (GO): endosomal transport
Cellular component (GO): BLOC-1 complex
Source: RefSeq, a predicted model, not a curated record